UGUGGACUCUCUCAGCCAUCGACAGACCAACGUCUCCGGCCACUGUACGCCGUCUAGGGUUUGAAAUAUAUAUACAUCUUAUAAACAAACACACACACAAACCUACAUAUACACAUUCAUAUAUAUAUACAUAUAAACGCACGCUUGGUAUGUAGGCAGUGGUGUGUUGAAGCUGAGACAAAAAUGCCUCUGAUUCGACGAAAAAAGCCAACCGAAAAUGAAAAGAUUGAGAGAGACGAAGACGAUGACAAGAAGAGAAAGACCGGAAAAGAGAAGGAAAAGGUUGAAGACAAGAGCCACAAGUGGUCGUGUGUGGAUAGUUGUUGUUGGUUCGUCGGAUGCGUGUGUAUGGUGUGGUGGACUCUUCUCUUUCUGUACAAUGCGAUGCCGGCGUCGUUUCCUCAGUACGUGACGGAGGCGAUCACCGGGCCGUUGCCGGACCCUCCCGGGCUGAAGUUGCAGAAAGAGGGACUAAAGGCGAAGCAUCCGGUGGUGUUUCUGCCCGGAAUUGUCACCGGAGGGCUCGAGCUGUGGGAGGGGCAUCAGUGUGCCAAUGGAUUGUUCCGCAAGAGGCUCUGGGGCGGCACAUUCGGAGAAGUCUACAAGAGACCUUUAUGCUGGGUGGAGCAUAUGUCACUGGACAAUGAAAGUGGUCUGGAUCCUCCUGGUAUAAGGAUCAGGCCUGUCUCUGGUCUUGUGGCGGCAGAUUACUUUGCUCCAGGGUAUUUUGUUUGGGCAGUUUUGAUUGCUAAUUUAGCUCUCAUUGGCUAUGAAGAGAAAACCAUGUAUAUGGCUGCAUAUGAUUGGAGACUUUCAUUUCAGAACACUGAGGUUCGGGACCAGACACUAAGUCGGAUAAAAAGUAAUAUAGAAUUAAUGGUAGCUACAAAUGGUGGCAAAAAGGCAGUUAUCAUUCCUCAUUCAAUGGGUGUUUUAUACUUUUUGCAUUUUAUGAAGUGGGUGGAGACACCAGCUCCAAUGGGUGGCGGGGGUGGAUCGGAUUGGUGUGCUAAGCAUAUAAAGGCAGUGAUGAAUAUUGGUGGACCAUUUCUAGGAGUUCCCAAAGCUUUCUCUGGUCUUUUCUCUGCUGAAGCCAGGGAUAUUGCGGUUGCCAGGGCCGCCAUGGGACAAGGUGUUUUGGAUAAGGAUUUUUUUGGUUUUCAAACAUUGCAAUACAUAAUGAAGAUGUCCCGCACAUGGGAUUCAACCAUGUCUAUGAUACCAAAAGGUGGCGACACCAUCUGGGGUGGUCUUGAUUGGUCUCCUGAAGAAGGUUACAUUCCUAGCAAGGAGAGGCAAAGAAACAAUGAUAUUCAGAGUUCAGGCCAAAAUGAAUCUGAAAGUUUGGUUUCUCAAGCUAAAAAUGUUAAUUAUGGAAGGAUGAUAUCAUUUGGGAAAGAUAUAGCAGAAGCACAUUCAUCUGAGAUUGAGAGGAUUGAUUUUAGGGAUGCUAUUAAGGGAAAUAAUGUUGAAAAUACUACCUGUCGUGCUGUGUGGACGGAAUACCAUGACAUGGGAUUUGGGGGUAUCAAAGCUGUGGCAGAAUACAAGGCUUAUACUGCUGGAGAUACUUUGGAUUUGCUUUUUUUUGUUGCCCCAAAAAUGAUGGCCCGUGGUAGUACUCAUUUUUCAUAUGGAAUAGCUGAGAAUUUGGAUGAUCCAAAAUAUAAACACUACAAAUAUUGGUCAAACCCACUCGAAACAAAAUUACCUUAUGCUCCUGAGAUGGAGAUAUAUUCAAUGUAUGGAGUUGGCAUCCCAACCGAAAGAGCAUACAUUUACAGGCUGACGCCUUCAGCAGAAUGCUACAUUCCAUUUCAGAUUGAUACUUCAGCAGAUGGGGAACACGAUGAUAGCUGUUUGAAAGAUGGAGUUUUUACUGUUGAUGGAGAUGAGACUGUGCCUGUUUUAAGUGCAGGCUUCAUGUGUGCAAAAGGUUGGCGUGGCAAAACCAGGUUCAAUCCUUCUGGAAUUCGAACUUAUGUUAGGGAGUAUGACCAUGCUCCUCCAGCUAAUUUUCUUGAAGGUCGUGGCACCCAGAGUGGGGCUCAUGUCGAUAUAAUGGGGAAUUUUGCUUUAAUCGAAGACGUCAUAAGGAUUGCUGCUGGGGCUACAGGAGAAGAUUUGGGAGGUGACCAAGUCCACACCGACAUUUUCAAGUGGUCUGAGAAGAUCAACUUAAAACUAUAAUUUCAGAUGGGAGUUUAGCUUUCUUAUCAACCAUGAAAAACCGGUGGAGAUGCUCCUCUUGGCAGUGCUGCUUGGAUAACAUGUUUAUAAAGUUACUCGUGAAUCGGUAGGUGUGGAAUGAGUUAGCUGAUUACCAGAAUGGCAUCCAGUGGCGUAGAAGCAGCAAUAUGGUAUCUCUUGUUACUGUUUUCCAGUUCUUAUUCCUAGAGAAAAAAGGCUUGAUAUCCCCAAAUUGUUCACAUUUUAUGGAUAGAAUUUUAAUAAUUUGUGUGGUUUGCCUAAAUUAGUCAUUAUUUGUCAUUUGCUCCAUGUAUAUGGCAUUGUAUCAACUUGGCACUGUAAGUCUAUAACAACUGAUUUAUAAUUGUUUUUAUAUUAAGUUUGUUCAUCAUUACAAUGGAAAACAA
Cornus florida is the source of this 2597-nucleotide messenger RNA. RefSeq names its product phospholipid:diacylglycerol acyltransferase 1-like. The record is from RefSeq and is a predicted model, not a curated record. Bases 184 to 2190 code for a protein of 668 amino acids. Gene Ontology annotation, biological process: lipid metabolic process. Gene Ontology annotation, cellular component: cytoplasm. Lineage: Eukaryota; Viridiplantae; Streptophyta; Magnoliopsida; Cornales; Cornaceae. The transcript has 7 exons.